Syzygium oleosum is the source of this 3324-nucleotide messenger RNA. Its product is annotated as receptor protein-tyrosine kinase CEPR1. Lineage: Eukaryota; Viridiplantae; Streptophyta; Magnoliopsida; Myrtales; Myrtaceae. Gene Ontology annotation, biological process: protein phosphorylation. Gene Ontology annotation, molecular function: protein kinase activity; receptor serine/threonine kinase binding; ATP binding. The coding region runs from base 223 to 3033 and encodes 936 amino acids. The record is from RefSeq and is a predicted model, not a curated record. The transcript has 2 exons.
AGAAAGAUCGACGUACGUGCGCGCGCGCGCAGGGUACUUGUAUGCACAAACCAAACUUUUUUUUCUGUCAAACAGGACUUAUUACUGCUGCACCCGGUGAUCCCAUCAGUCAUGCAAUUUAUAUACUUCUCGCCAAGCUCACUACCUUCUCUGCAACAACAAACUUCCUAAACUCUCUCUCUCUCUCUCUCUCUCUCACAAAACACACAGAAAACACACUCGAUGGCUCUUCACUCUACCAUCUUCCUCUGCGUGUGGCUUGUAUGUCUGUCGUGCCUAUCUCAGGCGGCCAGCACAAACCAAUCCCAGUUCUUCACCCUGAUGAAGAAUUCGCUAUAUGGAAACGCUCUGUCGAAGUGGAAUCUCAAUGGAGGGACAGAGAAUUCUUUCUGCAGCUUUGCAGGAAUCAGCUGCAACGAUCAAGGGGACGUGGUAAAGAUGGACAUAGGCGGGUGGUCGCUCUCUGGUCAAUUUCCUGCCGAUAUCUGCUCUUACCUGCCGCAGUUGCGUGUCCUUAGGCUUGGCCACAAUAAGCUCCAUGGCAACUUCUUCGACAGCUUCAUCAACUGCUCUCUCUUGGAAGAGCUCGACAUGAGCUUCUUGUACCUCCGCGGAACUCUACCUGAUCUUUCGCCGAUGCAAUCUCUCCGGAUACUCGACCUCUCUUGCAAUCUCUUCACAGGCAAGUUCCCCAUGUCAGUCUUUAACCUUACCAAUCUCGAGUUGCUCAACUUCAACGAGAAUGACGGCUUCGACUUGUGGAGACUUCCUGCGAGCAUCUCGCGGCUAAGCAAACUCAAGUCCAUGAUCUUGAUGACGUGCAUGGUUGAGGGACUGAUCCCACCAUCGAUAGGAAACAUGACAUCGUUGGUUGAUCUUGAAUUGGGUGGAAAUUACCUGAUGGGGGAGAUCCCCACAGAGCUUGGCUUGCUAAAGAACUUGACGCAUCUCGAGCUGUACUACAACCAGCUCGUUGGCGGCAUACCAGAGGUGCUUGGGAAUCUUACCGAGCUCCUGGACUUGGACAUGUCGGUCAACCUGUUGACGGGGAAAAUCCCGGAGUCUAUAUGCAAGCUCCCUCAUCUCAGAGUCUUGCAAGUUUACAACAACAGCCUCACUGGAGAACUCCCGAGCGUGAUCGGCAAUUCAACAACCCUGACCAUUCUGUCGAUUUAUGGCAAUCAGCUCACAGGGGAAAUUCCGUGGAAUAUGGGGCAAUUGUCGCCUUUGAUCGUCCUAGAGCUAUCCGAAAACCACUUCUCUGGUCUCCUGCCAACAGAAGCCUGCAACGGAGGUAAACUGCAGUAUUUCCUAUUCCUGGAUAAUAAUUUCUCUGGACAGUUACCGUCCAGUUACGCGAACUGCUUGACUCUGUUACGGUUUCGGGUUAGUUCUAACCACCUAGAGGGGCCAAUCCCAGAAGGAAUUCUAGGUUUGCCUCACGCUUCGAUCAUAGAUUUGGGUUAUAACAAUCUAAGUGGUCCUAUAGCUGGUACAAUCGGGAAUGCAAGGAACUUGUCGGAGCUCUUCAUACAGAAAAACAACAUCUCAGGUGUGAUACCUCCUGAAAUCUCUGGUGCCGCCAACUUAGUCAAGAUUGAUCUGAGUGGCAAUGCGCUCGGGGGUCCAAUACCUUUGGAAAUUGGCAAUCUCAAGAAGCUAAAUUUGUUGUUGCUGCAAAAUAACGUGCUGAAUUCUUCCAUCCCCGAGUCCCUGUCUUCACUGAAGUCACUUAAUGUUCUUGACCUCUCGAACAACCGACUGACGGGGAAAAUCCCUGAAAGUCUCUGUAAAUUGCUGCCGAACUCCAUUAACUUCUCGCACAAUCUUCUGUCCGGUCCAAUUCCGAUUUUAUUCGUGAAAGGAGGUUUAGCAGAAAGCUUUGCAGGCAACCCAGGACUCUGCGUCUCUGUAUCCACUGAUUCAUCGAACGGGAGUUUCCCCAUAUGCCCACAGACCUCCACCCGGAAGAAGCUGAAUUCUAUCUGGGCAAUAGGAAUUUCAUCGGCUAUCAUUACCCUGGGAACAAUAUUGUUCCUCAAGCGCCAGUGCAGCAAGGACAAAUCGGUCAUGGAACGUGAUGAGACGCUCUCUUCAUCACUCUUCUCAUAUGACGUGAAGAGUUUCCAUCGAAUAAACUUUGAUCAACGGGAGAUCGUCGAGGCCAUGGUCGAUGACAACAUAGUGGGACAUGGGGGUUCUGGCACGGUCUACAGAAUAGUGCUGAGCAGCGGGGAAGUUGUGGCCGUGAAGAGGUUGUGGAGCCAAAGUGCGAAAGAUAGUGUUUCCGAAGAUCAUUUAGUUCUGGACAAGGGGUUGAAGACCGAAGUGGAAACUUUGGGAAGUGUUAGGCACAAGAACAUAAUCAAGCUGUACAGUUACUUCUCGAGUCGGGAUUGCAGUUUGCUGGUUUACGAGUACAUGCCUAACGGAAAUCUCUAUGAAGCACUCCACAAGGGACCCUACAAUCUGGAUUGGCCCAUUCGUCAUCAGAUUGCGCUAGGGAUUGCGCAGGGUUUGGCGUACCUCCAUCAUGAUCUGUUACCACCUAUUAUUCACAGAGACAUCAAGUCAACCAACAUCCUGCUCGAUGCUCACUAUCAACCCAAGGUGGCAGAUUUUGGCAUAGCCAAAGUUUUGAAGGCAAGAGGCGAGUAUGCAUAUUCAUCAAAAGCGACGACCAAGUGUGAUGUCUACAGCUUCGGGGUAGUCUUAAUGGAACUAAUAACUGGGAAGAGGCCAGCAGAGCCAGAGUUUGGGGAGAACAAGAACAUCAUAUGCUGGAUUUCAACCAAAGUGGACACCAAAGAAAGCACUGUAGAAGCUUUGGACAAGCGAUUAUCAGGUUCAUUUAGGGAAGACAUAAUUCGGGUUCUUCGUAUUGCCAUUCGCUGCACGUAUGGAGCCCCUGCUCUACGUCCAACCAUGAAUGAGGUCGUUCAGUUGCUGAUAGAGGCCGACCCUUGCAAAUUCGAUUCUCGCAAGUUGUCGGACAUGACUAAAGAAACAUUCAAUCCUCCAAAAGCAAAGUAACUCUUACGAUCUGACAAGCAGUUCGGUGGGCUUCUCGGUAUAGGCAUGUAGGAAGUCUAUUAUAUGUACACAAGUACAGUCUCUGAGCACUAAGGAGAGACUAUUUACAUAAACUAGAGCUCAACAGCUCUUUUUUGCCUUUGUUCCUAUGUAUAAAGAAAUGUUGGCUUGUAGAUUAUGCCAAUGCUUAAAACUUUCUUAGUUUUCCUUCUUUUUAAUUUUUGCUUCUGUGGUUCUGUAAUAUAUUGAGGAACUAAAUGAGUAUGACAUCUUUGGUAUGACGGAUAGUAA